Molecule: messenger RNA, 1047 nt
Organism: Blepharisma stoltei
Lineage: Eukaryota; Ciliophora; Heterotrichea; Heterotrichida; Blepharismidae
Source: the annotation of a GenBank genome assembly
AUGGAAAACCUCGGCUCAUCCCGUGGCCUCAGUACCUCUGAUUUAAAUCAUGCUUCUUCCAAAAGCUCAGACAUCGACGAACUCCGCUCUGGCAUGAACAACCUAGAGUUGCAGCUUGCUAAAUCUAAAGAAGAAAAAGCGCUGAUUUUGCACCAAUUAGAAGAAACUGCAGAUGUCCUUGAGCGGACUCAAAAACAGAUUGGUGACCGUGAUAACGUUUUACAUGAAAAAGAUAGGCAAAUAAAAGACUAUGAAUUCCGCUUAGAGCAGCUGCAAAGGAAAAGUCCACAUGUCAACCUUGACGUUCUAAGUUUCCAAGCUGAAUUGAAAAAGAGAGAUGACGAAAUUAAAGAACUCAGAGAAAUCAUCAAAAAUAAAGAUAAAGCACUUGAGUCUGUAUCAGCAAGCUACCACUUAGAGUAUCAACGGCUUAGAGAUGCAGACGAAAGAAUUGUUCAAAAGACCAAAACAUUAGAAAAUCUGCAGGUAAAAAUAAAGGAGAAUGAAAGUAGUAUCGAUAACUUGUAUUUAUCGAAAAGAUCAGAAGGCACAAUGAUGCUAGAAAUCGAGCAUUUUAAAGCAGACAACGCAAGACUUAUGAGACUGUUGAAGUCCACAAAGGAAUUUAAAGAAUUCGGGGAGUUUGCAGAAGCCUCAAAUGGCGUUAGGUAUUUGCCUCAGACAAACCCUACAAGCCAUUAUGACUGUGUAAAAGCAAAAAUAACUGAAGAAUGCGACGACUGGAUCCCGCUUGAAACUGCAAGAUUAGCCAACGAGUUUUUGACUAAAUAUGGGAACGUUGGGUUUAAAUCCCAUCACAUGAACAGAUUUUUGGAAGAUUUAAAUAAGGCUUGGAGAGCAAGAGAAAAAUGUUUGAUGAGCAUUGUGAGAAGUAAGUGCAUGAGAGAAGUCGAAACUCUGAGGAGAAAAUUAGCAACAAGGCCAUCAUAUUCUCAAGUGCAAUCAGAGACUGAAAUCAGUAGACUUAAGACUGACUUGAAGAAAGCUCAUAGCGAUUUAAGAGGCGGAAGAACUACGUUAUAUUAA